UGACGAAAAGGGGCGGGGACAGUUGUAACGUUAGCAACCACGCUGAGAGACUGGGAAGGGGGGAAGCGUUAUCGUUACAGUGAAGGAUUGCCCUCUGAGAAAAUGUCUCGAAAUACAGACCAAAUGUUUAUCUGAGACGUCAAGAAGAGCUGAGUUUACUUGAGAAGCGGCGUGUCUUUAUAUCGAGCCGACUGGACAGUGAGGGAUGCCGCCAGCGUCCAGCUGUGACUGCCCCCACCUGGACUGUGUGGGGGAAAUCACCAAGGAGGAACUUAUCCAGAAAUCAAAUGGCCAUUGUCAAGACUGCAAAGUCAGGGGACCAAACCUGUGGGCUUGUUUGGAGAACGGCUGUGCAUAUGUAGGCUGUGGAGAAUCCCAUGCUGACCACAGCACAGUCCAUUCCCAGGAGACGAGGCACAACCUGACGGUGAAUCUGACGACGCUUCGAGUUUGGUGCUACGCUUGUGGCAAAGAAGUUUUCCUGGAGCGUAAAUUAGGUCCUCACUCUCUAAACGCCAUCGUCGAACCUCUUCCCUUACCGCAGAAUGACGUGCAGGAUAACAGUAAGGCCCCUGGGAGCCCAACUUCUCUGAAGCCGCCCUCUAAUGUUGGUUAUGAAGACUUGGACAUGGAGACAGAAGAGGAGGACGACCUGCGGGCCAGAGGUCUGACGGGGCUGAAGAACAUUGGCAACACCUGCUACAUGAACGCUGCCCUCCAAGCCCUUUCCAACUGCCCGCCUUUGACACAGUUUUUUCUUGAAUGUGGUGGUUUGGUAAAAACGGACAAGAAGCCUGCUCUCUGUAAAAGCUACCAGAAGCUGGUGUCAGACCUGUGGCACAAGAACAGACCCUCCUACGUCGUUCCAACCAACUUAUUCCAGGGGAUCAAAGCCAUAAACCCGAUGUUUAGAGGGUAUUCUCAGCAGGAUUCCCAGGAAUUUCUGCGCUGCUUGAUGGAUCAACUUCACGAGGAGCUAAAAGAGUCUGUGCAAGAGCCCUUCGAGCUUUCCACCAGCAUCACCAUGGACGACAGCCCUGAGGAGGACAACCACAGCCAGUCGGACAACGACUUCCAGUCCUGCGAGUCCUGCGGCAGCAGCGAGAGGGCCGACAAUGAGGUGCAGGGCGGCAGCAUUGUCAUGGACAACACCAACGAGGCGGAGAUGCUGAUUCCUGAGCAGGAUGAGAUCCAGGCCAACAGGGAGUGGCAGAAGGAGAAGAACAUGAUUAAUGAUCUGUAUCGCUCUGGGUUUAACGGCGUUAUGGGGGGAAACAACGGAGACAUCGACAAAGACGUUGACACCACCACAGACUCCAUGCCCAUUAUCAGCAGCCAAGGAGCCCUCAAGGUUCAAGGCAGAACAUCAGAUUGCUUUUCGGAUAUCCAAAUGUCCAACAUCACACGACCACAAAGUCCAGUCGCUAUAGAAGGACAUAUUCCCAAAAUAUCCAGCAGUCCUCCCAAAGCUACCUCCGGAUGGCUGAGCUUAAACCCUGCACACAAGAAAGCGGUCACCACCUUCUCCCCGCCGAGGAACAAGCGACAGAGGAAAUACCGCAGCGUCAUUUCAGAUGUCUUCGAUGGGACCAUUGUCAGUUCAGUUCAGUGCCUCACCUGUGAUCGGGUAUCUGUGACCCUGGAGAACUUCCAGGAUAUCUCGUUGCCCAUCCCAGGGAAGGAGGACCUGGCCAAGCUCCACUCAGCGUCCCACCAGACCUCCCUGGUGAAAGCCGGCUCCUGCGGGGAAGCUUAUGCAGCUCAGGGCUGGAUAGCGUUUGUCAUGGAGUACAUCAGAAGCUGGUUCUGGGGUCCAGUGGUUACACUACAAGACUGCCUUGCUGCUUUCUUUGCUAGAGAUGAACUAAAGGGAGACAACAUGUAUAGCUGUGAAAAAUGCAAAAAGUUAAGAAACGGAGUGAAAUUCUGUAAAAUGCAGAAUUUACCAGAGAUCCUGUGCAUUCACCUGAAGCGCUUCAGACACGAGCUGAUGUACUCCACUAAGAUAGGCACACACGUCUCAUUCCCGCUCGAAGGCUUGGACCUGCAGCCGUUCCUGGCCAAAGACAGCUCAGCCCAGACCACCAGCUAUGACCUGCUGUCCGUCAUCUGUCACCACGGCACUGCCAGCAGUGGCCACUACAUAGCAUACUGCAGGAACAGUGUGAAUAAUCUGUGGUAUGAAUUUGAUGACCAAAGUGUGACCGAGGUGCCCGAGUUGUGCGUCCAGAAUGCAGAAGCUUAUGUUCUGUUUUAUAAAAAGAGCAGCGAGGACGCAGUAAAAGAACGUAGGAGGGUGUCGGGGUUGUUGAGCAUGAUGGAGCCCAGCCUUCUGCAGUUCUACGUCUCCAGGCAGUGGCUCAACAAAUUCAAGACCUUUGCAGAGCCGGGCCCCAUUUCCAAUGAUGACUUCCUUUGUGUGCAUGGAGGCGUGCCACCCAACAAAGCGUCGUACAUCGAGGAUCUGGUGGUGAUGCUGCCCCAGAAUGUGUGGGACCACCUUUACAGCAGGUAUGGAGGGGGCCCUGCUGUCAACCACCUGUACGCUUGCCACACAUGCCAGAUAGAGAUAGAAAAAUUGGAAAAGCGGCGCAAAUCGGAGCUGGACCUAUUUGUCCGGCUCAACAAGGCGUUCCAGGAGGAGGAGUCUCCGGUGGUCAUAUACUGCAUCAGCAUGCAGUGGUUUCGUGAGUGGGAGGGCUUUGUCAAAGGAAAAGACAAUGAUUCUCCAGGACCGAUUGAUAAUUCCAAAAUAUCAGUCAACAAGAACGGACAUUUUAUUCUCAAACAAGGAGCCGACUCCGGGCAGAUCUCUGAAGAGACGUGGAACUUUCUCCACUCCAUUUACGGCGGGGGACCUCUGGUGACGGUCCGACCAAGCGUCAGCCACCAAGAAGCCGAAUCCUCGCAGUCAGAAGAGAAAAUCGAAGUGGAGACGCGCUCAGUUUAAUACAGCACUUGAGACGAGACAAAGAAACAUUCAUGGAUACAAUAAUAAAAAUAAGCUUUUUA
Molecule: messenger RNA, 3012 nt
Organism: Gambusia affinis (western mosquitofish)
Lineage: Eukaryota; Metazoa; Chordata; Actinopteri; Cyprinodontiformes; Poeciliidae
Gene: usp33
Product: ubiquitin specific peptidase 33
Exons: 24
Coding region: 206-2950 (914 amino acids)
Biological process (GO): protein deubiquitination
Molecular function (GO): cysteine-type deubiquitinase activity; zinc ion binding
Source: RefSeq, a predicted model, not a curated record